AUGACCAAGGUGCCAAGUGUGUGUGUAGCCUGGAUAUGGCUGGAAGGCGGAGGCCUGCCUGGACAGGGUGCUGGACCAGUGGCUGUUGAGGAUUGACAUUAUUUGUGUCACUGUCUUGUCUCCUACUUGCUUGUGACGGGAGAGAAAGCACAGAAGCACCCCUUGGGGAAAGACAUUUUCUGCUCCCACCAAGCUGGCAGGGCCUGCUUCCUGAAUCUCCUGGGUGUGUCUAAAUUACCAGUCCCGGCACCUCCUGAAAGCCCCACUCUCUCCUCCUGGUCACAGUGGAAGGAUCAUGGGAGAAACAGAAGGGAAGAAAGAUGAGGCUGAUUAUAAACGACUGCAGACCUUCCCUCUCGUCAGGCACUCGGACAUGCCAGAGGAGAUGCGAGUGGAGACCAUGGAGCUGUGUGUCACGGCCUGUGAGAAAUUCUCCAACAACAAUGAGAGCGCCGCCAAGAUGAUCAAAGAGACGAUGGACAAGAAGUUCGGUUCCUCCUGGCACGUGGUGAUCGGCGAAGGCUUCGGCUUCGAGAUCACACAUGAGGUGCCGGGUUCUGUCCCUGAUGCGGUGGGCAGGAUGCUGAGAUGCCCCCUCCGCCGGGACCAGCAGGUCUCUGGCCUCAGAAUCCUGGAUUUCUGGAGGGUCCCCAUCGCCGUGGGCUGAAGGGUGAAUAUUGUCAAGGAGACCUGAGGCGUCACUACUAGCAAGAGAGCUCUGAAAAAACUUCUUCUCGUCCCCAGGCAGGUGGACCUGCGUCUCCAGAGCCCCCAGCCUGGGGGUGGGGCGGGUGAAUCGAGAGGCCUUCCCCUGCCCCCCGACACUGGCUGCAUUCCGGUACUUCUCCCUGGGCACCCCGCAUCCAGGGUAGACGCCUGUGGUCCUCUGGACUCCAUCCACUCAGUCUGUGAGCUUCUCCUUGCCAGUCCCAGAGAUGGAGCCUCAUACAUUGGCCCGUCUGUGGCUGGGGACAGGGGGACAGUGCUAAUGACAAAGGCAGCAGAGGUUACAGGGUACUGUGAAGGGACACAUAGCCCACCCUGGGGUCCAGAGGGACUUCCUGGAGGAGAUGCCAUUGUCACUCGGAUUUGAAGGAUUUAAGAGCAUCAGUGUGUGUGUGAGUGUGUGAGUGUGUGUGAGUUAGAUGACAGUUAGCCAAAAGAGCAAAGGUAAGACAGGCUGCCAGGCAGAGGUCACAGCACCAACAGAGGCGUGGAGCCUGGGAAUAGCAUGAUGCAUGAGGGAAGUAUAGGCAAGUCGCUGAGGCUCUUAUUGGAAUUUGAGGAGAGAAAGGAGCAGACUGGGGACUGAGGUUGGGAGAAGCGGAGUGACUGAUGGAGCAUCCCCAGCUGUGGAGUCAGCCUGGCUCCCGGGCCUGUGCUCUGUCCACUAUCCCAGGCCGGCUACAGAGAGGGCACAGUUGUCAGAAUCUAGGCAUGGGUGUGGCUGGGAUCUGGGGAAAGUGGCAGAAACCACAUCAACCAGAGGUGGGUGCAGAGUCAGAGCCCGAGGGAGUCCCCUCUUCCUGGCAGAAUGUGGGGCAGCGUUCCUUCUGCCCCCUCCCCGCCCCCAAUCCCACGCCCAGCAUCGGGGGCUGGGGCCUUGCAUGGGCUGAGCUGGGAGAGCCUGGUGAGGGACAGGAGCCUGACAGGCCUGCCCCGGGACUUGGCUCACAUGGCAGUGCCUACAGCCUCCCUCCUCCCGUAGCAGACAACCGCGCGUGUGCCCCCUCCCGCGGUCCGGAGCCACUCUGCACGGCAGCCCCAUGUGUCGGAGGGCUCCGGGGCCCCCUUUCUGCCCAAAGCCAUGCUGGCCAGGGCCGCAGCUGCUGCCGCCCCCCCAGAAGUGCCUACAGCAAGAGCAAGGAGGCCAAGGGAGUCAGGGCAAACCUCUCAUCCAGGACAGCUCUGGUCCAGGCCGUGGGCCUCCCUCUCACGCCCACCAUGGUCCCCGGGCUUCUCCUCUGAGGUCUAGGGCAGUCACUGGUCAAAGAGAAAAGGAAAUGUGCUUUGGCGUCAGAAGGCCCUGGCUUUGUUAGUAACUGGCUGUGUGACCUUAAACAAAUCACAUCUCUGAGCCUUAGUUUUCUCAUCUGUAAAAUGGAGACAACAGUGACUACCAGGGAUGUUAUUCAUUCACUCAACAUAUACUUGCUGACCACUAACGGUGUGCCUGGUUCUAUAUUAGGCACUGAGGGUAUGGCAGUGAACAAAACAGGUCAAAUAGAGAACUUUCUUUUCUUUUUUUGAAGUUUAUUUAUUUAUUUGGCCGCGUUGGGUUUUCAUUGCUGCGCGCGGGCUUUCUCUCGUUGCAGAGAGACGGGGCUAGUCUUCGUUGCGGUGCGCAGGCUUCUCUUGUUGCGGAGCAUGGGCUCUAGGCAUGCGGGCUUCAGUAGUUGCGGCACAUGGGCUCCAUAGUUGUGGCUUGCAGGCUCUAGAGCGCAGGCUCAGUAGUUGUGGUGCACGGGCUUAGUUGCUCUGCAGCAUGUGGAAUCUUCCCAGACCACGGCUCAAACCCACGUCCCCUGCAUUGGCAGGCAGAUUCUUAACCACUGUGCCACCAGGGAAGUCCCAGAGAGCUUACUUUUAAGAGAAGUACCAACAAUAAAUAACAACCACAAAUAAGUAAGAUGUAGGGUGCGUUUGAUGGUGAUCUGUGGAGAAAAGGAAGCAGGGACGGGAGACUGGAGGGAGGGGAGGUGGGACAGUUCUCAACAGGGUGGUUUGAGAAGAACAAGACCUCACUGGGAAGAUGGAGAACGAGCCACGUGGCCAUCGCAGGCACAGGCUCCAGGCGGGGAGCAGCAGAGCGAAGGUUGAGGUGGGGCUGAAGAUCACGUGGGUGCCGUGCCUGGUGGGUCUGGGCGCUGCCUCUUCUCCCCGGCAGAGCUCAGGCCCCUCCAGGACAGGCAUCGUGGUCCUGCUCACUGGGAACCCCAGGGCCUGGCACAUGUUAGAUGAAUUAAUCAGUGGCCACAUCCUUUACUAGAGAAAACCAAGACCCAGAGAGGAAUAGUGCCUGAGCUGAGCUCCUUCCCCAAGCUAAGGGCACAAGUGGGAUUGGGGCCCCAUCUGCUGACAGCGCCCAGGCCCCUUCCACGACUCCCUGAGCCUGCCAGCCAUCGCCCUCCUCCGUGGGCCCAGCCUGGCCUGGCUGUCUCCCCAUCGCUGGGGUGAGCGUGGGCUGCCCAGCCCUGCUGAGCCAAGCUGCGGCCCCCUUUCCAGGCCCCCCUCUCGGGUGGGAGGGGAGCCUGGGCUGCUGUGCCGGGUCCAGGGAUCCCACCCGCUCCCCGUCGUCAGCGUGACGGUCCUGGACUUCCUCCUGGUGAGAAGCGGGUGCUGGGAAGCUGGCCAAGCCAGUUCUCCUUUUCGUCUGCUUUGGUUUGUUUUUGGCAGCAGAAUUCUUUUUUGCAAACAGCUUAGUCCAGGGAACCCCAGUGUGGGGAACAGACAGUACAGUUCAGCCCUAAUUGAGGGGAUGGAGGAAGCCUGGCCUCCAGGGGGCCCCGGAGCCCCCCAGACCUGAAGGAACACUGGGUGAGCUGCUGUCUCGGCCACAUGCUCAUCCUCCCUGGGGGCCAUGGGGCUCAGAGGUCUGAGCUCUGAGCAGCCGGUCAGCCUGGCUGGUAACCAGGCCCACUGCCCCCAGGCCUGUCCUCUGGUGCUGGGCGGGACCCGGCUCCUGACUCCCAGCUCAGUGGGUGGGCUCUGCAGGCUGCAAGCCUCCUCAUGCCUGACACCCCACUGGCCUCCCUGUGGUCCCCUGUGGCUCCCUUCACACGGCUUUAGGUGGCCUUCUCGACCUGAGCAUUUCUAGGGUGACAGUAGCUGUAAGUCUUUAAUGGGCACCCCCCUCAGUGUUACCCCGUGUCCCUGCAGGCCCUUCCUACCUUUACCUGGGAACACCCCCGGGGGAGAGCCCUGACUAGAUCUUGUCUAUCCCCCCCGCCUUAUCCCCACCCCAGGGAACCUGUGCCACUACUAUUAUGAGAAGUGCCAAAAGUUCGGCAAUGCCAACUUUCUGCUACACCUGGACAACAGUAGGAGGUUAGGCCAGGACCAACAGGGGCCUCUUGGGAGAGUGUGUGUGUGUGUGUGUGUGUGUGUGUGUGUGUGUGUCUUGGUACGUCUCUGUGUGUGUGUCUCUGUGUGUGUCUGUGUGUGUCUCGUGUGUUGUCUAUAUGUGUUUUUCUGUGUUCGUGUGUGUCUGUGUGUCUGUGUAUGUGUCUCGGUAUAUGUCUGGAGGUAACCACAAAUUUCCCUCCAUCUCUCCAAGUGCUCAGAGAGCAGGGGAGGGCUACCCUGGGGGUGUUUUGCCUGCUGUCACUGGCCGGAUUCUGAAGACGUCCAUGAACCUCCACAAGUGAGGUUCGGACACAGACACUGAGUUUCAGACCUAAGGGGGAAUGCAGAGGAUACACAGCUCCAUCCCUUCUUUAUCCUAAAAUGUGCAGCCUGCAUUCAUGACUUCACUCAUAAUAUUUCAAAUGAUUUUUUGAAAAAAUCAUUUGAAAUAAAGAUCAUUUCAUGCAACCCUCACAAUAACCCCGUGAGGCGUUAUUGUCCUCAGAGAGGCAGCCCCGAGGGCUGCACAGCCCCUGCCGCUGGGCGCUGCCACCCGAGCCCGAGCAGCUGCUUCCUGGCUUCUUGCGAAGCAGUUGCAUCAGUCACCUCGCCUGCCCCACCCCGACCCCGUAUGAGGCCACGGCUGAAUGGGCUGCAGGGACAGUCCCCUUCUGGUUCCCUCCAGGUCGGGGGUCAUUGGGUGUGAGGCCAGAGUAGCUCCCUUCAGAGAGCCUCGUGGCCCUUGGUGACCUGGCCUCCCUCCUGAUGGUUGGGACAGCAGUGACCACCCCAGGAUGGGCCCAGGAGCCCCAAGAACUAAGGAGGGGGAGCAUUUCUAGGAGCCAAAGCCCUGGUUAUUUUUCUGUUCUUCUCAAGUUCUUUCCUGCCGCCCAGCCCAGUGUCUUUUCUUUUUUGGGGGGGGGCCUUGUCGGGUGGCGUGUGGGAUCUUAACUCCCCGACCAGGGAUGGAACCCGCACCCCCUGCAGUGGAAGCUCAGACUCUUAACCACUGGAUCGCCCGGGAAGUCCCCAGUCUGGCGUCUCUGCCAGCUGCUCCAGAUCGUGGUAGGAGGGGGGGUCCCCAGCCCCGUCCAGCGAGGAGUGUUGUUACCAAGACACGAAUCAAGUCAGGUAUCCUGCCAACUGUUACCAGCCCGACCCUCAGACUCACCCCACUUCACAGACAAGAGGGCUCCCCAAAAAGCUACGUGCAAAAAUCAGCCUUUCAUUUAUAACACACUCAAGAGGCUUGUUAGUGACAAGGAAUUCAAGAAGAAAAAGGAUCCUCCUUCCCCUCCCCUGGUCACGUGAAGAAGCUUUUAAGAAAGGAGUAACCACCCCCUGGCCACUUAGGGAUCCUCGGAGCAGCCAGCACAGGCCUGCUCGCACCUGUGCCCACAGCACAGGGUCACACAUGCCCCGGCAGAGGCCGGGGGGACACGGAGGGGGCGGCCUGCAGCCUGGUCUUGCAGGUGCAGAGGGGCCAGCAGGGGGAGGUCAGUUCACGAAGCAGGAGCAGGGGAAGCAAAGGCACAGAGGUGCGAACAGCCAGCGAGUAUUGGAGGAAGGGUCAGUGUGCUGGGGCCCCCAGAACACCCCGGGGUUCCAUGAUUCGCUAGGAGGACUCGCAGAGCCCGGCCCAGAGUCGUACUCGUGGCUAUUUUCACAAAAGGAUACGGAGCUUAAUCAGCAAAGGGAAAGGGUGUGAGGGCCACGUCUGGAGGAAACCAGGCUCAGGCCUCCCGGGGGCCCCUCCCAGUGGAGUCACACGCACUUAACGUCUUCAGCAACGAGGCGUGACAACACAUGUGAAAUGUUGUCAACCAGGGAAGCUCGUUAGAGAACCAACACUUGAGGUUGUCACUGGGGGCUGGUCAUGGGGGCACCCUCUGCCUGGCACGGACCCAAAUCCAGACUCCCAGAAGGAAGGUGGGGGUUCAGCAUAAACCCCACUGUCUGUACAAAUGGUUCAGGCCUAGUGGCCACUCUUAUCAGGGAGGGGUAGGAACCUUCCUGAAAUCCAAGUUUCCAGAUGCCAGCCAAGGUCCAACCUUGCAAACAGGCCUUUGUCUCAGGCCCGAGGUCUGAGACAUCAUUCUGCAUCAUUAGAAUGAAGGUGGGGAGGGAGGCUGUGGGCUGGGGCAGGGCGAGGUGGGGGCAGAUGGAGGCCACGUCAGGGAGGUCCUUCUAGGCCAGGCUGGACUUGAUCGUGGGGUGAUGGAGCCAUGGACAGAGGAUGACCUGGACGCAGGUGACUAGGUCCAGCCUGUGCUUAAGGAAGAUCCUUCUGGAAACUUUAUGGUGUCUGGAGGGGACGGGGGACAGCUGGGUAGGUGCAGAAAUCAGCUGGAGUCCAGUUCUGGAACUGGGCUUCACUGGGGAGGAUGACAGCAUGAGAGGCCCUGGGGGGAAGCGGGGCUGUGGGCAGGGAUGGGGAGGUGGCACUGCGCUGAGGGGUCCCGGGAGGCGGGGGGCAGAAGGUUGUGCAGGACCCCAGGAGCCUGUCCUGGGAGGAAGGCUGGUGGUUGGGGUGGGGUGGCAGGUGCGGGGUGGGAUGGGGGCAGGGACCCAGCUCUAGAGAAUCUGGGCUGGUGGCUGGGAGCUGGGGAGAGGCCGGAAGAGGAAGGCUGAGAAGCUGCCUGAAUUACAAAUAACCUCAGCCUCCUGGAGCAAAGCUGUUAAGAAUUAAACACAGGAGGAUGGAGUAACAGAGAAGUAGGGGGCGGGACAGGGAGAUGGAGGAGAAAACAGGAGCAUCUGGAGCACUUCAGACAAAAAGCAGAGCGGGCAUCAGCUCAGCCCUCCCCCCCCCACCCCCCCAACACACCCCAACUGACCAUCCCUGUGUGGCAGGCUCUGCACUGGGUGUGGACUCAGGUAACUCACUCCUGGACCAGUCCUGGGGGCUGGAAAGGUUCGGGGAGAGUGAUGGAAGCAAAGAUGGGGGGCCGGGGGCAGCACAGCCAGUGGGGAGGCCUGAGCCUGGGGUGGGCUCUGGAAGGGACCCCAGAGGCAGUGUGUUCAACCCCUGGGUGGGCAGGCUGAGGCUUGCCCGAGGUCACGUCACUCCCAAGUGGCAGCCCAGGUGUGUUUCCCACACCCUCAGGCGUGCACACAAGCACACACACACACCCCAGCUGCUAAAGGCAAGUCCUGUCUUGGACUGGUGGGGUGAGGGCAGCCCCAGGCCAUCCCUCGCUGACCCUGCCCUCCCCUCCCACUCUGCAGCAUCAAGAAGUCAACCUCCUUGGGCCCCCAGCUCCUGACCACCAGGCCCGAUGGCCCGAGCGAUGGCACGUGGGAGUCCCUGAGCACCUGGAGGCCCUGGGUCGGCAGCUGCAGGCCGUGCUGGUAUGAUGCCCAGAGGCACAGAUGGGGGUCCUCGGAGGUGCUGGUGGAGGAGCUUGCCGGCCCAUAGGCCUGAGCCGGGCACGUGACCACGUUGAAUCUCCGCAGCCCUGCCUUGCCCCACCUGUGAACCACCAAAGCCGGCCACCCAGAUUCCCCCACACCUGGAGGGCUUUGGCUCUUGGGAAGUAGAGAUCUCCAGGAAGCGCAUAGUGGGGGACAUGUGUGGGAAGACAUUCGGGAACCUUUCUGAAACCUUGAAAAUGUUGAAGUAUGUGGGCCGAGCGAUGGGAUUCAGAAUGUCCUGCUUGAGCAGUGGAGGAACUGAGGGUGCGGGGCGUGGAGACUAAUGUCACCCUGUUUGGCCCUGAAGGAUGGCUGGUUAGCCAAAGACGGGUAAGAUUCCUCAGAGGAGGAACAACCUAAGACAGGCACAGCCGCAGAGGGGCCAACAGGGGUGGUGCAUAGAGCCUUCCUUAUAUCGCCCUGUUUGGCCCUAGAGGAUGACUGGUUAGCCAGAGACGGGUAAGAUUCCUCAAGGGAGGAACAACCUAAGACAGGCACAGUCGCAGAGGGGCCAGCAGGGGUGGGGCACAGACCCCCAAUAUCUGAGAGAGGUCUCCUGCCCCCAGGGCUGUUUUGCUCUCCACCCCCAGCUCAAAUCCACACCUGCUCAACUCGGACCCAGGAAGUAAACAAAGAUAAUUGCCUCAGACAUGUGAGGCCUUUGAUUGUUUAUGGGAUUAACCUGGGAGUGUUAGACCCUUAGGCUAUGCCGAGAACUCAAUAAAGGCAAC
Messenger RNA from Hippopotamus amphibius kiboko, 8210 nucleotides. It is a transcript of the gene DNAL4, whose product is annotated as dynein axonemal light chain 4. The coding region runs from base 296 to 667 and encodes 123 amino acids. NCBI's taxonomy places the organism in Eukaryota, Metazoa, Chordata, Mammalia, Artiodactyla, Hippopotamidae. Gene Ontology annotation, biological process: microtubule-based process. Gene Ontology annotation, cellular component: dynein complex. The transcript has 6 exons. The record is from RefSeq and is a predicted model, not a curated record. Gene Ontology annotation, molecular function: dynein light intermediate chain binding; dynein intermediate chain binding.